Hyalella azteca is the source of this 4326-nucleotide messenger RNA. It is a transcript of the gene Fbw5, whose product is annotated as F-box/WD repeat-containing protein 5. Gene Ontology annotation, biological process: protein ubiquitination. Gene Ontology annotation, cellular component: SCF ubiquitin ligase complex; Cul4-RING E3 ubiquitin ligase complex. The record is from RefSeq and is a predicted model, not a curated record. The transcript has 14 exons. Gene Ontology annotation, molecular function: protein binding. Lineage: Eukaryota; Metazoa; Arthropoda; Malacostraca; Amphipoda; Hyalellidae. The coding region runs from base 87 to 2057 and encodes 656 amino acids.
UGAAUUAGUAGGGGUUUUAAUUGAUUUGUUUCUUUUGUGUAAUUUUUACUGUCAUUCCCCCUUUAGUUACCCCAUAAUACCUCUUGAUGUCAUCAAAGGAUGGCUUUAAAUCUAGUCCAGGAAAAUUAAGCUCUAGUUCAUCCAAUACUUAUGACCAUGGAGUCCAACAUAACUUGAGUGCAAGGACACAUGCCUCAUCCAGUGAUUGGAGGGCCAAUCGUGUCAGGCUAGGUGUGCCGAGUGCCCAGUCAUCAGAAUAUGCACUUCCAGGAUUAAGCACAAAUUACUCUUCCCGGCUCAUCAGGAGUGGAGGGAUUUUUGUGACUAGCAGAUCACGCUUCAAAGUUGAUAUGGGCCCUUGGCAUGAGCUGCCUGAGGAUAUUCUCUUGAAAAUUUUUGGAGAUCUUGCAGUCUAUGACCUUGGUUCAGCAGCAAGAGUUUGCAAGCACUGGAACAAUGUAGCUUCAAGUGAUUACCUCUGGAAGAAAUUAUUUCAAACAAAAUUCAAGCUAGAUCCAUCAAUACCCAUGUAUACCAGGGCAGAGAAGGGCUGGCGUGGGGAGUAUGUGAGAUUGGUUGACGAGGCCCCUGUAAUGCGCUGUGAGGUGCUCAAGGAUCAUCGCAGCUAUGUCUUGCAUGCUGCAUUCUCUAACUCUGGACUCUUCUUUGCCACUUGCUCAUUUGAUGCUCAAGUUAUUGUAUGGACUUCAGACUACCCAUGCAGGAUGGUGUAUCAGGCGGACCUGCAGCGCAAGUACAACUGGAAGUUUGCCUGCUACUCUCAGUUCAACAGUUCAGACACAUUACUCAUGGUGUCUGGGGCUUACUUUGGCACUGGACCGUUUCUUACAUCGGGAGAGGUUGUUAUUUUUGACCUGGAAGACGACUUCCGCCUCUUAUCCCGCACCAAAAACCGCCCCUAUGACCUCUACGGUGCUUGGAUAACUGAUGAAUAUCUUGUCACGGGCGAGUUAAAGUGGCUGCAGAACAUGCAUAGCACAAGUACGUUGCUGCUCAUCAGAUCCACGCAGGAGGUGGGCAGCGAGCACGUGCCCAUCUUGAGCACGCUGCUCAAGCUCUUCAACAAGAACUCAGCGUGUGCACGAUCCCUGCAAGUUGCUUAUGCCCCGGAGUCUGGCCCCCCUGCUGAGAAGAAAAAAAUCACGGCGAGCAAGGAGCCGACGGGUUCAGGCAAUAUUGUGUACCGCCCUGAAUACUUCACAGCUGAGCAGCAGCAAUGGCAGACGGAGUGUGAGGCAGAGGCUGCAGGAGACGAGGCUGGCUUGGAGAAGCCCCUGCCGCUGCCUCAGUCCCUGGACAACUGCCAGGAGCGUCUCCUCAUAUUCACCACCGGCGACAAAACCUUCACGCCUCACCAGAUUGGCGUGAUAAAGGUGCGACCAGAGAUGCCUGAGCGAGUGGAGGUGCAGCACGACAUCCAAGAGCUGCUCAGACGACAGAAGAACAUCAGACGACUCGUCCAGGAGCAGCCAGACGUCGACAUAGCUCAGUAUGAGAGCGUGCAGCAGCUGUGUCAUCCUAUUGACCACACCAUCGAGCUGGACGGCAACGCUGUUGGCAUGGCUCUCUCACCAGAUCACAGGUUCCUGUACGUCAACAGUCACCCAUGGCCCAACGGCCUGCCGCACUACCGCCCCGUCACGCCCGUGAGCGCUCCUUCCAUCGCACAACACGUCAACACGCACGUCUUCGAUCUCGCUACCUUCACUGAGGUUGGGUCUCUAGUUCAACUUGAUGCUGAUUACAUAUCAAGUGAUGAGUCAUACUACAUCUUCCCUUCGGUAUCUCACCACUACUUUGCGAGUGGCGGCAGCAAGUUUGGCCAGCUUUGGGACCGCCAUUAUGGCUUCUGCUUGGCUCGUCUCACCCACGACGACGCCGUGAGCUGUGCGGUGUUGUCUGCCGUGCGUCCUGACAUUUGCAUCACCGUCAGCGACGACAAGACUGUCAAGAUUUGGCGUUCACGACGCGCUGUCCGCAAGCAUCGCAUCGCUCGUGCCAAGCCUGCCGAGAUAUUGCUUCCCUCGGCCCACUGAUGUUGAAAUCUUUGGGUCUUUUAUAUUACUUCAUUGGCUCUUUGAUAUCGCUAUAUCCUUCUGGCAAAUAUAAGUCGUUAAUGGGUCUCGAGACAUGCUUAAUGGGAAAUUCUAUUGCAUAUCAUCUACUGGUGAAUUUACAACUAUUAUUUGAGAACAAUUUGCCACACUGAAAAAAUAUCCAAUGAUCAAAUUUCGAGGGACUUUUCUUAAUUAAUGCACUACCAACUAAGUAUUAAUUACUUCAUAAUUUAACCAGAAUACACUUUUUAACAGAAUUUCAUGAGGAACUUGCUUAAGAAGCAACAUCUCAUAUUUAUGAAUGAAUCUCUUAUUUUCGACAUUUUGUGCUUGAAUAGUUCAAGCUCUUCAAUUCUACUCUGGUUUUCAUGCCUCGUGCAACCUGGGCUGGUCAGGAUGAAGCCCUUUAACUGAUAUCCGUUGAUAUUUAAUAUCCAUAGCUAAGACGAUGCGUGAACGGGUGCGGGUAUUGCCAAAAGUCAAAAUCAAAUCAACAUUCACCAAUUUUAUUUCUAUUAUAGCUUAUCUUGCUACAAUUUUAACUAAGUACUUAUGUUAUCUUGCAAGCCAACGAAGGAUGGAGACCCUCUUUAUCUCUUAACGUAAUUUAAGCCUGAAAAUUCGGAACUAAUUUUCGUAAGUAAUUAGCCAUUGAUUUGAUAUAAACAGCCAUUUUCAAGUAUGGAAAUUCUACAUAAUUUCUGUAACAAUUGUAAGAAUUGGGCAGCCCGCUUUUAGGGCUGUGAUAUAAAUUGGUUACUUUCAUGAUAAUCGAUAAUUCGUUUCUCAUGCCUUAAUAUUAGCUUAGUUGUUUCGCAUUACUUGAUGCUUGCUUUGUCUUACCCUCGACGGCAUGGGUUCCCAAACUUCCAUAAUUGACCAUCACCUUGUACAGUCGAGGCAUUAGAUACUCGACGCGGACCAGCAUUUAUACGCAAUGUCAGAUCAUAGUAUUUAAUACAAAUACGCAAUCCCAGUUCAACCAGGAUGCCAGAUUGUCUUGUUUUAGGCAGUAAACAUUACUUCAGAGGGAAAAAUAACCAAAAAUCGUUCAAACUCCCGAAAUGUUCGCUGACCUCGUGAAAUAUUCUCAACUAAUAGUAGAGGUUUUCGUACCGAAGUUUGGGAACCACUGCCACUAUAUGCUUGUUAAAACUAAGCGCAGGCUUCGGUUUGUUGUUGUUUUUAAAGCUAAUCAAAUUAACUAAAGGGACAUGUUCUGGAUGAAUUUUGCCUCAAAAGUGUUUAAUUUUGUCUUUUUUAUAGGGAAAAAAUUAAUGCGUCAAAUUUUGCACAUCAAAUUUGCCUUCAAAGAAUCGUAAAUGUUUUCAGGAUCCAGCCGGAUUACUUUUACUUUACUUUACCUACACGAGUCUGAAAUCUGAUGCAUUGGCUUACAGCUUAAUUAGGUGAUUUAUACAUGAUUUUAAAGCCUCGAAAGAGUGACUAAUUCAGGCUGGCACUGUCCGUGUGUCCGUCGUAGCCCGUAAAACCCAAUUAAUGAGUUGACAAUUCACGGUCGUUGAGCGUCUGCCAUGACAUGUUUCUUGUAUAUUUUUAUUACGUGUCUAAUGUGCAACGGAGCUUUAGGCACCGCGUGCAGUUCUCUCGCAGGCCAGAAAUAGAAUAUGAAUGUUGGGUUCUGUCUCCCGUGUACCGUCAGUUUGGUUUUUAUUGCAUGUAUAGGUACAAAUUAAUGGCCAAAUGCAUCUUGCUGCCAGACUUACGAGAAACUCCUUCAUAUGGAACGAAGAACUUUUUUUCUCAAAUUAAAGUAAGCUGCAUGUUAGUUGGCUAGGGUCUGAAUGUCUUCCUGUGACUGUGAUAAUUUAGUGUUAUGGCAGAAUACAUAUUCUACUGCUUACAAAAAAUUAGUUCGAAUUCUUGUCAAUGGGUCGCUCUGGGUGGAAUUAGUAUUCAUUUGCCCUUUGUUUUCUCCUCUAAAAACAUGAUAAGAUAUUUUAUUAGUUAGAAUACAUAAUGGCAUGCUAUAAUAAUUAUAACAUCAUAAUAUAUGGAAAACAUACUAAUAGCACUCUUAACUCAUGGUUUGUAGUAAAUUAUUAUGUUUUGUUACUUGGCAUCUAUAAAUAUAAUGAAACGAAAAAUGCACAUGAAAAGAACAAAUAAUUCAUGGCAUUGAAUAACUGAGGAUGAGCAAGGAUUGAUAUCGUUGACAGCUUGCCUAACAGAUGUCGUUUGGAAUGAUGUUUGAAAGGCUGCUUGAAUAAAAUUAUCAGCACUUCUA